UGUCACGUGACGGUGUGUGUUUAAGGCAGAGCUCCAGUUUAAGGGGAACCACAGAACGGCACGCAGGCGGCCGGGACGCACUACGGAACGGAACCACACACACCAAAAAAAAAAAAAAAAACUUUUGGGAUUUAACUGGGAUUUUUCCUGUUGAUCCAGAGAGAAGGGCUGGAGCGCAGUGGGAGUGAGUUUUCAGAUGGGUUUUGGUCAGGAUGAGUCGGAGUGUCGGAGCUGGAGGUGGAAGUGAAAGUUGAGUGCGCUGCUGCUGGUCCGGGAUGGAGGCGGAGGUGGGUAAGAUCUCGGUGUGGGUGUGCCGGGAGGAGAAGCUGGUGUCGGGGGUGACGAGGCGGACGAGCUGCGCGGAUGUUGUGCGCGUGCUGCUGGAGGACCGGAGCUCCCCGGCGCUCGCGGGCUCCGCGCAGUCCUACUGCAUCGUGGAGAAAUGGCGCGGGUUCGAGCGCGUGCUGCCCAACCGGACCAAAAUCCUGCGCCUGUGGACGGCGUGGGGUCGCGAGCAGGACAACGUGCGCUUCGUGCUGGUCAGGAGCGACGCGUCGUUACCGGGCAUCGGGCCGCGCAGCGCAGAAGCGCGCGUCGUCCCCAGUAAAGACAAUAAACCCGACCCGGUGGCACCGGCGGCUCCGGCUGACGGGGAGAUCUCUCAGGAGAAACGGCGCCGUGUGGUCCGGAAAGCGUUCCGCAAGUUAGAGAAGAUCAACAAGAAGAAAGAAGAGCCGUGCGCGGAGGAGUGCGCGGAGAGGAUGGAGACCCUGCUGCACCUCGUCCUGUCUCAGGACCACACCAUCCGGCAGCAGACAGAGCGCAUCCACCAGCUGGACGGAGAGAUCGAGAGGCACGAGGCCAGGGUUCACUCGGACAGAAUGCGGACCCACGGGAUCAAUUACGUGCAGGACACCUACCUGGUGGACAGCGCGAGCGCAGGCGCGGAUCUCGGUGCGGACGCCAUGGCGCGGUGCGACCAAGUGAUCCGACUGCAGGAGCAGCUCCUAGAGCAGCGCGCGCUGCUGGAGAGACUCACCGAGGACAUGCAAGAGGAGCUCGAGAGGAGGUGGAGGACACGGCAGCGCGGAGGAGACGCGGAGGGAAAAGACGCGCGCUUAGAAGAGGACAGGAUCAGGACGCAGCUGGACACGAGCGCCUACAUCGGACUGCGCCUGCGCACCGAGCUGGAGGCGGUGCAGCGCGAGCUGGAGGCCAGUCUGGGCCUGUGGGAGGAGAAGGAGCGCGAGCUCACACACUUGCAGGAGCAAAUGGACUCGUGCGCCGGAGACGCGCGUGAAGGAGAGGCUGAGUUUACAGAUGAUGUCCAGCCUCCACCUCCACCACCUCCUCCACCUCCUCCUGUGGACCAGAGUGACUGCUGGGUGGAGCGGGUGCGAGGACUUUCCAAAACUCACCCGGGGGGCAACGAUGAUGACUCGGACACUGGGCUGAGUUCGAUGCACAGCCAGGACUCGGAUAACGCAGCGGUGUGUGAGUCACUGGUGUGACACUCCGAGUCCUUCUCCUGUCCCUGUGUCUCAUCUCAUCUCAUCUCAUUAUCUCUAGCCGCUUUAUCCUGUUCUACAGGGUCGCAGGCAAGCUGGAGCCUAUCCCAGCUGACUA
Messenger RNA from Neoarius graeffei (lesser salmon catfish), 1626 nucleotides. RefSeq names its product Ras association domain family member 10a (gene rassf10a). NCBI's taxonomy places the organism in Eukaryota, Metazoa, Chordata, Actinopteri, Siluriformes, Ariidae. Bases 276 to 1511 code for a protein of 411 amino acids. The transcript has a single exon. The record is from RefSeq and is a predicted model, not a curated record. Gene Ontology annotation, biological process: signal transduction.